CUCUCGUCUUCUACAACCCUCUCGCCCUCACUCGGAAAUCACCCGCAACGUGCGCAUUUCUACAUUUUAUCUACUUCAUACAGAAGGUCCUGACGCCACAUAGCACACCGCAACUCAUCCUACCGCCACUGUCACCACCCCUCCUAUCUACAUCAUGGCCGACGACGCCGCCGCCGCGUCCACCGAUGACACCCAACUUACCUUCAAUAUCAAGUCUGCCAACGACCAGAAGUUUGUCGUGACCGUUCCCGCUAACUCUACCGUCGCCGAUCUGAAGACGAAGCUCUCCACUUCCGAAUUCGCAGACAUCCCCGCAGAGCGGCAACGUCUGAUAUACUCCGGCCGCGUGUUGAAGGAUCAUGACACUCUUUCAGGCGUCAAGAUCAAGGACGGCCACACAGUCCACCUAGUCAAGGGAGCAGCCAGCAACGCACGCCAGAAUCCCGCAAAUCAAGGCACCGGAAGCGCCAGCGCAAGUGGUACUCCUGCACCACAAGUUCCAACAAACAUCGCCGCCGGCACAGGCAACAGCACAUUAGCAGGCUUGACCGGAGCACGUUAUGCUGGGUUCCACGGCCUACCCGGCGCUGAUUCCUUCGGUCCCGAUGGUGGUCUCGGUCCUCCUCCCGACCCGGACCAGCUUCUGCAGAUGAUGGACAACCCAAUGUUCCUCUCGCAAAUGAAUGAAGCCAUGAAUAACCCUGCCGUGAUCGAGAUGAUGGCACAGAAUCCGAUGAUUCGCAACAAUCCAAUGAUGGCCGAGAUGAUCCGCAACCCCGAGAUGCGAAGGAUGAUGUUCAACCCUGAAAUGAUGAGAAUGCAACUACGCAUGCAACAAGCGAUGGGAGGUGGUGGUGGACAGCGCUUCACUGCUCCAGGAGCUACAGACAACACCCCACAAGCUGGAGCAACAAACACAGGGAACAGUACCGCCACACCGAACCAGCAAAACCCAGCUCAAGACCCCUUAGCAGGUCUCUUCGGAGCUGCAGGAGGUGCUGGCGGUGCCGGUGGAGCUGGCGCAAAUCCAUUCGCAAACCUCUUCGGACCUGGUGCUUUUGCGCCCCAACAACAGAACCAAAACAACUCUGGUACCACUGGCGCUGCUACGGGCACAACACAGGGUGCGGAAGGCACUCGAGAUAACGCAACAUCGCCUCCUCCCAACCCGUUCGGAAACCUGUUCGGAGCACCUCCUUCUGGUGGCCAGCCAAAUCCGAUCGCUGAAAUGACGGCGCAGUUGAUGCAGGAUCCGGAAGCCAUGCGAGCCGCAAUGAACAUGUUUGGUCAAAUGAACGGAGGAAACAGCCAGCCCGCAUUCAAUCCUUUCGGUGCUGCUCCAGGCUCUAACCCUUCACCUAGAGCAACUGGUGGAGCGGCUGGCGCUGGCAGCCAAGCACCUAACCCUUUCGCAGCCCUGUUUGGCCCAGGUGGCGGUUUUGGCACACCACCACCUCAAGACAGCAGACCGCCAGAGGAGGUUUAUGAGAUACAGCUACGACAACUUAAUGAGAUGGGCUUCUUCGAAUUCGAUAGGAAUGUUUCGGCAUUGCGGAGAAGCGGUGGCAACGUGCAGGGAGCUAUUGAGUUCCUCUUGAGCGGGGAUGUUUAGGAUAGGAUGGAUUGGUUGAGUACAAAUGAACGCCACAGGUAGUGGAAGGAAGUAAGCCGUCGGUCGAGAUUAUAGAUCGCGAAUACUUGCCACCUACCCGUGAUUUCUCUCUCAAGCCGAGACGUUUGAGAGCAUUGGAGUUGAUGGUUUGAGGUUUUAUAAGAUACACCCGAAUUGUCGCUUGCCUUGGGCAGCAGCCAUCUAAUACCGGAAGUGUAAUUGAAAUCCAGGUGUUCGGCUCACUCAUUGAGUUCAUUACAAAGUCGUGCUGUAAAUUAAGGCAAAGGUUUUUUUGUACAUGCGUUGCGCAACGGCCACUUCAUAAAGGACCUUACUGAAUUGUAAUAAUGGGUUUACUAUGCAGUAGA
Messenger RNA from Aaosphaeria arxii CBS 175.79, 1980 nucleotides. RefSeq lists its product as uncharacterized. Gene Ontology annotation, biological process: ubiquitin-dependent protein catabolic process. The record is from RefSeq and is a predicted model, not a curated record. The transcript has 3 exons. Gene Ontology annotation, molecular function: polyubiquitin modification-dependent protein binding. Gene Ontology annotation, cellular component: cytosol. The coding region runs from base 155 to 1612 and encodes 485 amino acids. Lineage: Eukaryota; Fungi; Ascomycota; Dothideomycetes; Pleosporales.